This is a messenger RNA of Vicugna pacos (alpaca), 1252 nucleotides long. RefSeq names its product aquaporin 11 (gene AQP11). The record is from RefSeq and is a predicted model, not a curated record. Gene Ontology annotation, biological process: transmembrane transport. Gene Ontology annotation, molecular function: channel activity. NCBI's taxonomy places the organism in Eukaryota, Metazoa, Chordata, Mammalia, Artiodactyla, Camelidae. Gene Ontology annotation, cellular component: cytoplasm; membrane.
GGUUCCGGCUGACCGUUGGCCCCUCAGCCGGCGCCCUCACAGAGCUUUCCUAGCCGUCCCUCGCCUCCCCUCCUCCGCGACUCUGGUAACACCACCAUAGCGCCGAGCCGGGGGUGGGGGGAGGAGCCCUUCAGCGUGACGCCCCCGGGGCCUCAGGCUAGUCUGGAGUCGGCCCGCCCCGAGGGGCGUGAGGAAGGGGCGGGGCUGCGGACUUCGGACUCGAGCCCAUACGCCUCCUCCUGCCGACACAGAGCAGGCAGCCUAGUCUAGAGGUGAGCGAGCCAUGACGGCGCUAUGGGGGCCCUGGCCCGAGGUGCAGGACACCUGCACCUCGCUGGGGCUGAUGCUGUUGAACGUGCUGUUCAUGGGACUGGCCCGCGUGGUCACCCGGCAGCAACUGAACAGGCCCACGGUCCACGCCUUCAUCUUGGAGUUUCUGGCCACCUUCCAGCUCUGCUUCUGCACCCAUGAGCUGCAACUGCUGAGCGAGCAGGAACCCCUGCACCCCACCUGGCCGCUGACGCUAAUCUACUUCUUCUCGUUGGUGCAUGGCCUGACUCUGGUGGGCACCUCCAGCAACCCGUGCGGCGUGAUGAUGCAGAUAAUGCUGGGGGGAAUGUCCGCCGAGACCGGCGCGCUGAGGCUGUUGGCUCAGGUGAUCGGUGCCCUGUGCAGCAGGCACUGCAUAAGCGCCCUGUGGAACCUGGGGCUGACCAAGUAUCACGUCAGCGAGAGGAGCUUCGCUUGUAGGAAUCCCAUCCAAGUCGACUUGCCCAAAGCGGUAGUCAUAGAGGCCGUCUGCUCCUUUAUCUUCCACAGCGCUUUGCUGCACUUCCAGGAGGUCCGAACCAAGCUUCGUAUCCACCUGCUGUCAGCACUCAUCACCUUUUUGGUCUAUGCAGGAGGAAGUCUAACAGGAGCUGUAUUUAAUCCAGCUUUGGCACUUUCACUACAUUUCAAGUGCUUUGAUGAAGACUUCCUUCAAUUUUUUAUUGUAUAUUGGCUGGCUCCUUCUUUAGGUAUAUUGUUGAUGAUUUUGAUGUUCAGCUUUUUCCUUCCAUGGCUUCAUAACAACUAUACAAUUAAUAAAAAGGAGUAAUUACUCUAGAAGACUCAGACUAAGUUACAGGACAGUCAAGCUGGAUGUGAUUAAGAUUUCAUUACCUCAUAUUUCAGCGUACUGGCUGCACUGGAUUCGUCAAUGUUACCUUCCUUUGAGGAAGCUGCCUUAGAGUUUCCAGUGCUGGGACUU